UGGCUUCCCCAGGACCCCGCCUGGGCGGACUCGCUGUGGGAAGCGCACGGAGGGGCAGAGGAGGCUGAAUGCUCCGAGGUCAGACCCAGGAAGGGGGAAAAUGUGUGAGCUGGGUGUCCUGAAGACAGGCUGCUCCCCGAGAGGAGACUGCCCCAGAGUCCUGACUGGCUUCAUGGGGAGCAAUUCCACAGCAUCGCCCGGGGACUCCGUGACACCAUCCCUCCAUCCAUCCAUGUCUAUCUAUCUGUCCAUCCAUCUGUCCAUCCAUCCCCAUGUCCAGCUGUCCAUCCAUCCAUCCAUAUCUAUCUAUCCAUCCAUCCGACCAUCCGUCCAUCCAUAUCUACCUACCCAUCCAUCCAUCCCCAUGUCCAGCUAUCCAUCCAUAUCUAUCUACCCAUCCAUCCGUCCAUCCGUCCAUCCAUCCAUCCAUGUCUAUCUAUCUGUCCAUCCAUCCAUCUGUCCAUCCCCAUGUCCAGCUGUCCAUCUAUCCAUCCACUCAUCUACCCAUCCAACCACCUGUCCGUCCAUCCAUAUCUACCUACCUAUCUGUCCAUCCAUCCAUCUGUCCAUCCAACCCCACACACCUCUGUCCAUCCAUCCAUUUACCUAUCCACCCAUCCAUCUGUCCAUCCAACCCCAUGUACCUCUGUCCAUCCUUCCAUCCACCCAUCUAACCAUCUCUAUCUAUCCAUCCAUCCACCCACCCACCUCUCCCAUAUGGCCAUCCAUCCCCCAUGCACCUCUGUCCAUCCAUCCAUCUAUGCAUCCAUCCAUACCCAUCCAUCUGUCCAACCCCACACACCUCUGUCCAUCCGUAUAUCUACCCAUCCAUCCAUACUCAUCCAUCCAUCCAUCCAUCCACUUCUACCAUCUCUCCAACCAAAUCCACAUACCUCUGUCCAUCCAUCCAUCCCCCCCUCCUAUCUACCGAGCCAUCCCCAUGCACGCUCACCUAUCUAUCUAUCCAUCAAUCCGUCCAUCCAUACACACAGCCCUCUAUCCAUCCCUCCCUAUACACCUCUCUCUCUCUCGCUGGAUCCAUCCUCCCCCAUGGGUAUAGCACCCAGCUUCUCCUGGGCCCCCCCCCCAUCUUCACCCCAAGGGCUCAGUUCCAUGCUCACCACAGCCUGUCCCUACGGAUGCACACUGGUCUUUGAGCUAGGAGUGUCUGUAGCUGGGGACACUGGCUCCUUUUACGUGGCUACCCCUGCCCCUCUGGCUCGGAGGGAGAGGUACCAUGGCUAACGUGUCUUGGAUUCCAAUUGGUGUCAGGAGUGGGAUCCCAUCUGGUUGGUGUUAGUGGUGGGGUUGCCUUCUACUUGGCGCCCCCUCCUGGCUCCAUAGGGAACUGCAGACACGGAGGGCUCUCCAUGUGGCUGGGACUCCUCCUCCUGGAUAUGUGACCGAAAGGCCAAAAGUCCAAGAGCAGAGAAGGGGGAGAGAGGAGAAGAGAUGCCAGCAGCCAUGAACUAUGUUGUCCGACCCUGGGCCCUGAGGGACCUCAAGGACGUCAUGCAGCUGAUUCGGGAAGGGGCAAAGUUUCACAAGGCUUUGGAUCAGGUCAAAACUACCCCCGAAGAGCCAAGGAGAGAACCCAGGAGUCCUGGCUCCCAGCCCUGCCUGGAUCCAGCCAGUUUCUGUUUACUCUCUCUGCCUGCAGCGC
Molecule: messenger RNA, 1663 nt
Organism: Caretta caretta (loggerhead turtle)
Lineage: Eukaryota; Metazoa; Chordata; Testudines; Cheloniidae
Source: RefSeq, a predicted model, not a curated record